Messenger RNA from Trematosphaeria pertusa, 5145 nucleotides. RefSeq lists its product as uncharacterized. The record is from RefSeq and is a predicted model, not a curated record. Bases 278 to 4744 code for a protein of 1488 amino acids. Gene Ontology annotation, molecular function: ATP binding; ATP hydrolysis activity; ABC-type transporter activity. NCBI's taxonomy places the organism in Eukaryota, Fungi, Ascomycota, Dothideomycetes, Pleosporales, Trematosphaeriaceae. Gene Ontology annotation, cellular component: membrane. The transcript is spliced from 6 exons. Gene Ontology annotation, biological process: transmembrane transport.
GGCUGCAACUUGCGGCGAGGCUAGGUAGCAUUGGGGUGGCCACCCGCAAAGUGGGCCGCUUUAUCGCGUUCUUAAGUCCGAGAUCUGCUUUUAGUCCAGGGUUGUCAGUCUCUUCUUAGAUCUUUGUUUUUCCUUCAUUUUAUUGCGACCUUCUACACUCUCUUCCCAAUUAGAUUUUUUUGUAGAGUGUCUCACUCACCCGUCUCACCGCGCGGCUUGAACCGCGGCCCCGGUAAAGAUCGGCACGUAAGCCGGGAACGCCCUGUCGCACCGCGUCAUGGAGAAACCAGAUGUUCCGCUCAACCACUCUGGCAUUCGCGAACAGACCGAGGGCACGACCUACGAGCCGAUACACGCGGACGGCCAUCAUAUCCUACGCGAUAACGAGAGUAUAAGUACCAUCUCCGACAGCACCGCCGAUGCCAGCCCGACAUCAUAUGAGAAGCGAGAGGGACCAUCGCACGGCGUCAAUGUGCACCGAGCUGAGGCUGAGUUCGCAGAGCUUAACAAGGAACUAUCCCGAACGAGUCAUAUUUCGCGCGUUCAGUCCCGACAAAGUCGCAAAGGUGCAACUCACACCGAUGUCGAGAAGGCCGAGGACGAGACUUCAUCAGAAGAGCAGUUCGAUCUAGAGACAGUACUGAGGGGCAACCGCGAUGAGGAAGAAAGCGCAGGGAUCAAGUCGAAGCGGAUCGGGGUGGUGUUCGAAGACUUGACCGUGUCCGGCAUCGGAGGAGUCAAGAAUUACGUCAAAACGUUUCCCGACGCGUUCGUAUCCUUCUUCAAUGUCUACGAAAGUUUCAAGACGAUACUCGGCUUGGGUCGUAAAGGCCGCGAGUUUGAUAUCCUGAAGAACUUUCGGGGUGUCGUGAAGCCUGGCGAAAUGUGCCUCGUGCUGGGCCGUCCAGGCUCAGGCUGUACUACCUUUUUGAAAGUUGCAGCGAACCAGCGCUAUGGAUAUACAAAGGUCGGCGGCAAGGUCUUGUACGGCCCGUUCGAGAGCGAGUUCUUUGAGAAGCGGUAUAGAGGCGAGGCGGUGUAUUGUGAGGAAGAUGAAAAUCACCAUCCCACGCUCACGGUCGGCCAAACGCUGGACUUCGCGUUAGAGACAAAGGUGCCCGGAAAGCGACCGGCUGGCCUGUCCCGUCAAGAGUUUAAGGAGCGAGUCAUCGACCUAAUGUUGAAGAUGUUCAACAUCGAACACACACGAAACACUAUCGUGGGCAAUCCCUUCGUCCGCGGUAUCUCUGGAGGCGAGCGCAAGCGCGUUUCAAUCGCCGAGACUAUGAUCACAGGCGCCUCUGUGAUAUCCUGGGAUAACUCAACACGUGGCCUAGAUGCCUCCACCGCCGUGGACUACUCCCGCUCAUUACGCGUUUUGACGAACAUCUAUAAGACCACCACCUUCGUCUCGCUUUAUCAGGCUUCUGAGAACAUCUAUAACGUCUUCGACAAGGUUCUCGUGAUCGACAGUGGCCGGCAAGUCUACUUCGGACCAGCGAAGGAAGCGCGGGCCUACUUUGAGAGCCUGGGUUUCCGUGAAAAGCCCCGCCAGACGACACCAGACUACCUUACGGGAUGCACGGACCCCUUCGAACGGGAAUACAAGCCUGGUAGAAAUGAAAAGGACGUCCCUAGUACUCCGGAUGAUCUCGCCAAGGCCUACCAGCAAUCUGAGACUGCGUCCCGAACGGAUGCCGAAAUGACUGAGUACUACGCUCGGAUGGCUGAAGAGAAGCACGUGUACGACGAGUUCGAAAUGGCUGUCAAAGAAAGUAAGAGACACGCCCCGAAGAAAUCCGUGUACUCUAUUCCGUUCUACCUCCAAAUGUGGGCUCUGGCCAAGCGGCAGUUCUUGUUGAAGUGGCAGGACAAGUUCGCUUUGACAGUUUCCUGGAUCACAUCAAUCACUAUCGCCAUCGUCACCGGUACCGUGUGGUUGAAUCUUCCGAAGACAUCUGACGGUGCAUUUACGCGAGGAGGUGUUCUCUUCAUCGCGCUCCUUUUCAACGCCUUCCAAGCCUUCUCUGAAUUAGCAUCUACCAUGUUAGGCCGUCCUAUCGUCAACAAGCAUCGAGCAUUUACCUUCCAUCGCCCUUCAGCGCUUUGGAUAGCGCAGAUCGGUGUCGACCUGCUAUUCGCAUCAACGCAGAUCCUUGUCUUCAGCAUCAUAGUUUAUUUCAUGACAGGUCUGGUUCGAGACGCAGGCGCCUUCUUCAUCUUUGUGCUGAUGAUCAUCACCGGCUACUUAGCGAUGACGCUCUUCUUCCGAACUGUAGGAUGUCUCUGCCCCGACUUCGACGUGGCCAUCCGACUCGCAGCAACCAUCAUCACGCUCUUCGUCUUGACAUCUGGUUAUUUGAUUCAGUGGCAAUCUGAGCAGGUCUGGCUUAGAUGGAUCUUCUACAUCAAUGCCCUAGGUCUUGGUUUCUCGGCUCUAAUGAUGAACGAGUUUAGCCGCUUGGAUUUGACGUGUGCGGGAAGUUCGCUUAUUCCUUACGGCCCUAGUUAUGCCGACAUCAACUCGCAAGUCUGCACCUUACCCGGUAGUCAAGCUGGCUCGACCGCCGUCUCCGGUACUGAUUAUAUCAAGUUGGCGUUUUCGUACGAUCCGAAGGACCUCUGGAGGAACUGGGGCAUCAUUGUUGUGCUCAUCGUGGGGUUCUUAAUGGCUAAUGCAUUUCUCGGGGAAUACGUCAAGUGGGGUGCUGGGGGGCGAACGGUCACUUUCUUCGUCAAAGAAAACAAGGAUCUGAAGCACCUCAACGACAAAUUGCGAAUCAAACGCGAUAAAAGGAACCACAAGGAAGAGGACACGGAUGCGAGCACCGGUUUGAACAUCACCUCAAAGGCCGUGCUUACUUGGGAGGAUCUCUGCUACGACGUGCCGGUCCCUUCUGGCCAGCUGCGACUCCUGAACAGUAUCUACGGAUACGUCAAACCAGGCCAGCUCACGGCGCUCAUGGGGGCCUCCGGUGCCGGAAAGACCACUCUACUCGAUGUCCUAGCUGCGCGCAAGAAUAUCGGCGUAAUUGCCGGCGACAAGCUUGUCGAUGGGAAACCUCCUGGUAUCGCCUUUCAACGAGGGACUGCAUACGCUGAGCAGCUCGACGUCCAUGAACCAGCGACGACCGUUCGUGAGGCUCUUCGGUUUUCGGCUGACCUCCGCCAGCCAUACGAGACGCCACAGGAAGAGAAGUACGCCUAUGUGGAAGAAGUCAUCUCCCUUCUUGAGAUGGAGGAUAUGGCAGAUGCCAUCAUCGGGGAUCCAGACACUGGCCUUGCGGUGGAACAGCGCAAACGCGUGACAAUCGGCGUCGAGUUGGCUGCCAAGCCUGAGUUGCUACUCUUCCUGGAUGAGCCUACGUCCGGCCUCGAUUCGCAGAGCGCCUACAACAUCGUCCGCUUCUUGCGGAAGCUGGCCGCUGCUGGGCAAGCUAUCCUCUGUACCAUCCACCAGCCAAACUCAGCGCUAUUCGAGAACUUUGAUCGCCUGCUGUUACUGCAACGCGGUGGCCAAUGUGUGUACUUCGGCGAUAUUGGCAACGACGCCCAAGUGUUGCUAGACUACUUCCACCGCCAUGGUGCGGACUGUCCUCCUAACGCUAACCCAGCUGAGUGGAUGCUCGAUGCAAUUGGCGCAGGGUCCACUCCCCGCAUCGGCAAACGCGACUGGGCCGACGUAUGGAACGAUUCCGCAGAAUUCGCUAUGGUCAAGCAAGAUAUCGUCCGCAUCAAGGAGACCCGUAUUGCUGAAGUCGGUUCCGCCGAGCCCAUCGUUCAGAAGGAGUACGCUACGCCCCUGUUGCAUCAGGUUAAGCUCGUCAACAAGCGCAUGAACCUGUCUUUCUGGCGAUCACCCAACUACGGAUUCACGCGACUCUUUAAUCACGUCAUCAUCGCACUGCUUACCGGUCUGAUGUAUCUGCAACUGGAUGACUCCCGCUCGUCGCUGCAAUACCGCGUCUUCAUCAUCUUCCAAGUCACGGUCUUGCCGGCUCUGAUUCUCGCCCAAGUUGAACCAAAGUACGCGAUUGCACGUAUGAUCUCCUACCGAGAACAGAUGGCCAAGGCUUACAAGACAUUCCCCUUCGCACUUGCCAUGAUCGUCGCAGAGAUGCCGUACAGCAUCCUUUGCGCAGUGUGCUUCUUCCUCCCGCUGUACUACAUCCCUGGCUUGAACCCGGAGAGCUCUCGCGCUGGCUACCAGUUCUUCAUCGUUCUCAUCACCGAGAUCUUCUCUGUCACAUUGGGUCAGGCCGUUGCGGCAAUGACACCUUCACCGUUCAUAUCAUCACUCUGCAACCCGUUUAUCAUCAUCAUCUUCGCGCUGUUCUGCGGUGUCACGAUUCCGAAGCCGCAGAUUCCUGGAUUCUGGCGGGCGUGGCUUUACCAGCUGGAUCCCUUCACGAGGCUUAUUGGGGGUAUGAUCGUUACUGAACUUCAUGAUCUGCCGGUCCAAUGCACGCCCAUGGAAUUCAACAACUUCCGGGCGCCUGAAGGCCAGGACUGCGGAACCUACAUGAGCGAAUUCUUCUCCAGCGGCGCGCCAGGCUACAUCCUGAACAACGCGACCGACUUGUGCCAGUACUGUGCGUACAAGGUCGGCGACCAGUUCUACGAGCCGCUUGGCUAUGACUUCAGCCAUCGGUGGAGAGACUUUGGUAUCUUCGCUGCCUUCAUUGGGUCGAAUUUGAUCAUCUUGUUCCUUGCUGCCCGUUUCCUGAACUUCAACCGCCGAUGAGCAUGCACGCCUCGGCCAUAUGCUCCUCUUACGACAAUUCUCGAGCCCCCGGUCCACCCUGCCUUCCGACCGCACGUCGAUCGCAUCUAUGGCAGGCCAGGGAUAGCGCAGUCCAGCGAGACAGCCUUGUGCCCCUUCGGGUGCUCAAUGCGAAGGCCUUCUCUGCCUCCGCCGCCCUGUUGUUUCCUUUCUAGACUUCUUGUUCUCUAUAUCUCAAAAGUCAUUUCCCAUUCUCCGUUUGUAGAUAGGAAGAAGCCUCAACGAGCACAUAGACAGGCAGUCCCCGUCACCUGGGCGGCGUUUGCUCCCCCGCGCCAGUUUGCCUCUGCGAGCGAGCGUUGGCACGCCAUAUACAGUACUUAAUACGUCUUCUCCUUGUCCCUAAAUUCAAAAUAUGUAUA